CUGAGCAGUAGGAGUGAGAGAGGGAAAGUGAAUGGAUCAGUGUUUGAACCGGUUGCUGUUUGUGCUUGUCGCUCAUUGUGGAGCUCAGGGAAGAGAUGGACAGUGAGAGCAGGAUGGAGGGAUUAGCGAGGGAGGAAUGUGAGCUGGAUGACUGGUACUAUAAGGAGGACAAGAAAGUGCUAUGUGCAGACAGAGUGGGCCAGAUGACGAAGACCUACAAUGACAUAGAUGCUGUCACACGUCUGUUGGAGGAGAAAGAGAGAGAUUUGGAGUUAGCGGCAAGAAUUGGCCAGUCGCUUCUGAAGAAAAACAGAACUCUGACCCAGCAGAAUGACUAUCUGGAGGAACAAGUGGCACAAGUCACAGAGGAGGUGGCCCAGCUGCACCAUGAGCUGAACCUGAAGGAUGAGCUGCUACAGUUUUAUACCAAUGCAACUGAGGAGAGUGAGGAUGAGACCGGCAGCCCCCCAACGGAUAAGAAAAGUAAAGUGGAAACAGCUACAGGAGGCUUCGUUAGGGACACGCUCCAGAGGAAACUCAAAGAUCUGGAGGAAGAGAACCUGUCGCUCCGCUCAGAGGCUAACCAUCUGAAGUCAGAGACUGAAACAUAUGAGGAAAAGGAGCAGCAGCUUGUAAAUGACUGUGUGAAAGAACUCAGGUUGUCCAGUCUCCAAAUCUCUGCCAUAGCGGAGGAAUUGGCUCGCAAGACUGAAGAUGCAUCCCGACAGCAGGAAGAGAUCACACACCUCCUCUCUCAGAUAGUAGAUCUGCAAAAGAAAGCCAAAUCUUAUGCGGUGGAGAAUGAGGAGCUUUCUCAACACCUGGUGGCAGCUAAAGAUGCCCAAAGGCAGCUUACAGCAGAGCUCCAGGAGUUGGAGGAGAAGUAUUCAGAGUGUAUAGAGAUGCUGCAUGAAGCUCAGGAGGAACUGAAGAACCUGAGGAACAGGAACUACCCUGCAGGAGCCCCUCGACGCUACCAUCCCCUGGGACUGUACCCAAUGGACUCUCUGGCUGCUGAGAUUGAGGGGACAAUGAGGAAGGAGUUGAGUCUGGAUGACCCCGAUUGUGAAGAACAGAAAAGCCAUCGGAAACGUGUGUUUGAGACGGUUAAGAAUGUCAACCAGACAGUCCGUCAGCGUUCUCUGACUCCAACCAACUCCAACAUCCCGGGCUCCAACCAGUCUCUGUCAGCUCGUACGUCUCCCCAGUCCAGCGGCCUCUCCACACCUCACUCCAGCAUGUACGGAGGUGACAUCAGCGGAGACAGUAUCGCUCUUGACAACCGAACACAGAGCAUCCUGAUGGAGACCGCAUCCAAUCAGGAUAGCACAGAGGGCCGAGAGAAGAAGGCCAGCGGAGCUGAAGACCUGCGGCUCGCCCUGCGCCGCCUGUCUCUGCGUCGACAAAACAACCUCAGCGAGCGACGCUUCUUUGAAGAGGAGAGGGAUCGGAGACGCGGAGGACAUGGAAGUCUACAUAAUGCCCUGGACCAGGAGAGUGUGAUGACUCCCUCGGAAAGCAUUAUGUCCCUUGGGAACCUCCAUAUUUGGGCUUCACGAGGACCCUACCUCCCUGACAAGCUCCAGAUCGUCAAACCCCUUGAAGGCUCUGCCACCCUUCAUCACUGGCAGCAGUUAGCGCAGCCUCACCUCGGUGUGAUUCUGGACGCUAGGCCUGGAGUCGUGCCAAAGGGCUACAGGCCCCUGGAACUAGAGCUGGAGCAGGUAUAUCCAUGGGGUGGCUUUGAGGAGGAAGACCCAGGGGAGCAAUACUUCCAGAAUCUGCCCACCUCCUCGGCCUCUGCCUCACCAGCUGUGCCCUCCACCUCCAUCACCGGUGACACCACCGUAGGACAGCCUCCACCCAGCAUUGCUCUACCUUCUCCACCCUCUCCAUCCCCAUCGCCACAUCUCAGCAACACCGACGUCCUGGCUGCAUACUACCCAGGCAAAUGCAUGGCCCACACCAGCUCGACCUACACCUUCACAACCUGUCGGAUCCUCCACCCAACUGAUGAGCAGACGCGGGUCACACCAAGUCUUAACCCAGUCCCAGCGUCGUCCUCCUGUGUGAUGACCAGCACUUUGUUGGGCACUCCUGCAGCUACACCCUGCACACCCCGCAGGCUCAGUCUCAGGCCGUCCGAAUCCUCAACCAACCUCAGAGACGCAACACGCACAACCAGCACCUCCCUGGGGUUAGUGCGCCUUCUCCAGGAGAGAGGGAUUUCAGCAGCGAUGUAUCACCAGAGCCAGGGCCUGGAUCCCGGUCUGGGCAACGGAGGAGUCUUAUUCAGCACCUCCAUCGCCCCUAACCGAGCGCCUGACCCCCGACCCUCUACCCCUCCCAACUCGCCCACAGGAGAGGGAGCUUCAGCCGUACCAACCUCCGCGGGCUUCGACUUCAAGAGCCCUUCCUACGACAACUUCCUGGCCUCCAAACCGGCCCGUUCCAUUCUGAAGGAAGUGACAGGGAGGAUGAGGGGACGGCAGAGAGGGAGGGAUUGCGAAAGUCAGACAGACGUUAGCGUGACCGUCCACAACCUCAACCUGCUUGACAAGGUGAAGCGUCUGGGUGUGGCUGGAGCUCCAGGGGGCAGAGCAGUGAGUCCCAGCCCUAUCCUGGGGCCUCUGGGAGGGCUGCGCAGGUCUGGCUCUCCUUUUGGGCCCGAUGGAAUGAGGAGGAACCGGAGUUAUCCAGCCAUGGUUGGGGCCAGCAUGGCCAUGAAAGCCCCGGGGCCCCAGGAGUAGUCUGGACUGCUGCUGGCCGUUAGUGUAGCCAAGUAGGAGCCAGGCAGGGCCAAGGACUGGCUGUGGAGCAGUCACCUGGAGCCCAAACACUGACUCUGUUCAUACUGUACAUUGUGGCACUGCUGACCAGUUUCUAAUCACUACUGUGUCCACGUGGACACUAUCCACUCUGUAGUUCUUUUAGGUGGUGACACUUAAAGGGUCGGUUCCCCCAAAAUCCAAAAAACUUCUCUGGAUUGUAGUCAUGCAGAUAUCUUUGGUUUUAUGCGCCCAUAUUAUGAGAUCUCUCUCAAAUGCCUCAAAGGUUUGAAACUCCAAUGAAAGGUCAUUUUUUUUUCACAACACUGAACAAUUACAUUUAAAAACUUUAAGUUGUCUUUCCAGAAAGUGUCCCUGUUACUCUGGAUAAUCCACAGACCUCACUAUAAACCGUUUUCAUUAGAAUUACUUUCUACCGAUUAAAGUUAAUCAUUCUAGGAAAUUUUUUUCUUUCUUUCCAGGAGUUUGAAGAGAAGAUUUAUAACACCACUCAUGUUUGUCUGUUAAAGCUGGAGUAAGCUUUUUUGUUAAAAUUCUCUUUUCAUCUCGACAACAAUCAAUCCAUCAAAUGCUCUAAUAUAAAAUCUAGCUGUCUCUUGCUAGUUUCUCCAACGUUGCCUGCCCUAGCUUUAAAUAUGACACCUAGCUUAGCAUAACCAAAUUGUGGCUACAGCUGAAGUUACGUGUUGCAGCUAUUUCUUGGCAACAGUUUAUCUACUCCUGGCAGUCACUGUGUGCAGCAGUUGUUUGUCCAGAAAUAGUUACAGCAACUCCUCCCUGAAACCACAUAUUUGUACACAUUUUUAGAAUCAGAAUCAGGUUUAUUGCCAAGUAUAUUUUCACAUGCAAGGAAUUUGCCUUGGUAAAUUGGUGCAUAUCAAUAAACAGAAAAAAUAAAUAAAUAAAUAAAAAGUAAAAAAAAAAAAAAAAAGGUACUGCAAAGUCAAGAAAUGGAGCUGUACACUUUAUGCAGGAAUGUACAAAAUAUAUAAAAUAUUCUCCAAGAUAUGUGCAAAAAUUCACAAUAUGCAGUAUAAGGAAUAUUUGCAAUAUACUUAACAUGCAGUGUCAUAUUGUUGAGUCCACUAUACACCUAGGGGGAAAGGUUAGGUGCUGGUAGGUAGGUUUUUUAACUUUGGAAAGAGCCAAGUUAGCUGUUUCCCCUGUUUCAGUCUUUUCUGACUUUAAUUGACAUUAAAUUAGAUACUGACAUUUAAUGUCCCCUUUUACGAUGAAUUUUAAUAACUUUGAUGACUUUUCCUCUUGGGCCAUUAGGUCAGAAUUUUAAUUUGUCCAAAACUUUCAAAUACCCUCAAAAACUAAAAACUUUCCCAUCAUCCUCUGCUGUACUUUGAGUUUACUAAUAAUAAGCGAAUCUUGGCAUGCUCACACGCUUAACUAACAUGGUGAACAUGUACCAGCUAAACAACUGGCAUGUUCAUUGUCAUUGUGAGCAUGUUGUUAGCAUGCUGAUCUCAGCAUUUAGCUCAAAGCACCCCCCCCCACAGAGCCACUAUAGACUCUUUGUUAGUUUUGGUAGUUUUGACAGAUAUCUAAAAAUCUGGGCACAUAAAACCAAUUUUAUGUAAUUCAAUUUUAUGUAACUGGGCAAACUGACCCAUUAACCCUGUAACGCCAAGUGUGUCAUAUAUGAUACAUGAGUUUUAGAGACCUAUACAUCAUAAGUGUGAUACUUUUUUUCUCCCAAAAACCUUAUGUACACAAUCAGAUACAUGUAAUGCACGGAUAAUCCACCAGGGGGCUGAAAUUCGUCCACCAUAGGUCUUUCAACUGAGACAGCCAAAAUGGAGGUUGUCAAUCGGUGACCUACAGUCAUAACUGUCUUUUGGUCAUUGAUUUUAAAUAAUAAUUUACCAAUUCAGAGAAUACAGUAAUUUGUGUUUGGUUUGUAUUUUUUAAAUGGCAAAAAACUACAGCAUUAAAGAUACCCUGAUUAUGAACUGCAGUUCAAGUGACAAGAGCAGUUAGGGGAAGAUUAUGAGGCUGAUGAUGAUAAAAGGUUCAAAACAUGUUGUGUUCUGCAUGUUUUUUGUUAUUUUAAAAAAACAUGAUGUGGGCAAAACAUUGAAAUAAAUUCUGAAUGUUUCAAAUAUGAUACAUACAUGCAAAGAGAUAUUCACAAAAUAUUAUUUGGCAUUAGGUAUAAUAACCACUCCAUAUAAAAAAAAAGAAUUUUCUGGCAAUUGUUUGAUGGUUCAGGCUUUACAGGGUUAUAAGCCAUAUCUCCUGUAAGAGAGCUAUUAGAUAUCUGUCUGGUAAAAAUCCACCCACUGCUGUCCACACACAGCCCUGCUUUGGAGACCGACUCUGCUGGCUAGAUGUAGUACUCCCACUCUUUCCUUUUAUUGAAACACAUCCACCAAAUCCCACUCACAGCCAGACAUACACAGGUGCACUCUGUUAAAUCUGCCAUCCCACUAGUUGGUAUUUGUAGUCUGUGUAGCAUCACACCAUGCCUUUCUUCUUUUUCUAUAUUAUUGGAUUAAAUUCCACCUUUUAAAAAUGAUUUUAAAAAAUACACACCAAAUAGGCUAUAGGAAAAUAUGCUAUCCUCGUCCUCACUCUAUUCCUCCAGUCUUACCCCUAACUGAAUCCCUCCUGAAGUGAUUAGGUGUGUGUCUGAUAAUACACAACAAGUCAUUGAAUAGAUUUUAUGUCAGUAUUAAAGAUACUUUGGUUUAGUUUCCUAAUAGGCCAUUAGAGAGGGAAGUUGAUGGUGCUUCCACGGAACUGGAGGGAUCAAUACAUGCGGCUUGCAGCUCACAAAGACAAUGGAAAGAGGGAUGUUGCUAAUCAGCCGUCAUGUUCGGAAGCUUUUGGAGAAAUUAAGCAAUAUAGUGCCUCAACCAUCUGUUUUUGAUGAUAUAUGUUCUUCAUGUGUUGGAUUAAGGGUGUGAAAGAGCUGUCACAGCCAUUGUUACAGUUGUGUUUCUUUAUUUAAAAAAUCCUAUGAAUUUAAACACAUAAAAAUGAUGUGCUCACUGUAUAUACUGUUCAUUGUCACUAAAUUGUCUGAAUUGACAUGUUUAUAAAGGGAUCGUUAUGUGUAGUGCAUAACCAAGAACCACACAUCACUGUAAGUAUUAGGGUGAGCAUGUAAUGAGGGUUUUUUCCAAAAUAAAAAUUCAGUAAUCAAA
Messenger RNA from Micropterus salmoides (largemouth bass), 5947 nucleotides. Its product is annotated as trafficking kinesin-binding protein 1-like. Lineage: Eukaryota; Metazoa; Chordata; Actinopteri; Centrarchiformes; Centrarchidae. Bases 96 to 2750 code for a protein of 884 amino acids. Gene Ontology annotation, molecular function: GABA receptor binding. Gene Ontology annotation, biological process: anterograde axonal transport of mitochondrion; endosome to lysosome transport; neurogenesis. The transcript has 17 exons. Gene Ontology annotation, cellular component: dendrite. The record is from RefSeq and is a predicted model, not a curated record.